CUGAUGCUUCAGUAUUAAUAAUCCAUUUUUAUAAUAUAUAGUUGAUAUAAUAUAUCAUGCUAGUACUGGUACAACUAGCACUUUUACUUUUAACACUUCUUCCACCACUGGUGUUUCCUUCUGUACCUUAACAGCUCAUGUCUUGCAUGCACAACAUAUAAGCAAACACAACAUUUAACAAAUAUAAAUAAUGUUUAACACAGUGCACUCCACAGAAACAAACCUAAUGUUAAAGGAUUUGAUUGUAAAACUAGAAAUAAAGGAACAUCUGUCGUUGAAGCUGAAAUAUCAGCUUGUCUAGUUAGAUGAGAAAGGGGUAACGCUUUAGAUUACAGCCUGCAACGUACAGUGUGAUUACUCCGCAGUUACGGUGUAAUCUUUUGUACGCACGGUGUACCAGUGCAGUACGUACCAAAACAUAUAUAUAGGUACAGGGGAACAAGAUGUGAAAUUAUGGAAUAAGGGGGUAACAAUUUAGGAACUUACAAAUUACUUAUACUGUAGUUAUUAUUUAACUACCAGGUACCUAUUCUAUUAUUACAGAGUGUGCACGACCUACUGAGCAAUAAUCUGGAAAUUUGGGAGGAAUUUAGAGAGAAUUAAUACUUUAGUUAUUAUUUAACUACUAGGUACCUGUUAUGUUAUUACAAGGUACAGUAUGACCACAAAACUGAGUAAAAAUCUGGACGUUUCAGGGAAGAUGGAGUGAUGACUUCUGCAGCACUUCAUGCUCGUUUAUGGUAUCUUGGCUCUGCCUGCCGUUGGCGGACAGAAUUCACCCACCAACGAUGUCACUCACUUGUGUGUAAAGACAUUGAGAAUUUUGAAGCCAUUAAAAUGUUGAAAGUCUUCUACCUCGCAUUUGUUUUCAUCCGGCAUUAUGGCUCCUCAAGGUGCAAGCUUAUCCUUUCAUCCCAGGGAAUAAAUAUACCACACCUCACUUUAAGACCAACACGACCAUGGGCACUCACAGACGGGCGCAAGUGCAUUUGCUAUUUAAACAAUGUGGGCGCUGGACGGGAAAAUGACAACUGCGUCGAUCUUAAACUAGCAAAGACACUUGCGUUGCGCUUGACACCGCUUUGCGCCGGGCGCCAGGACACCACAGGAUGUGCCAUCUUGCUGACAUCUAUGAGGGAGAGCGCUGCAUGUCCACUUUGAAACACUGCAGCCUUUUUUUCCUCAUGAAUGGUCUAAAGUAUGUGGCCUUCAUCCGGCUUGACUGAGGGAGGACCAAUAAAGAGUAAACUCCGGUAUAGAAAUGAUUGUUUCACCUGAUCACCUGUAACAUCUAAUCAGUAACUGAUUUCUUACAAUCAUAUGUACUGUGCAUCUCUCCCUCACAUCUUAAGUGAGAGGGCUAAAAUGCCACAGAAACAUGGAGACAUGGAGCAACCUGACUCACAUUUAUUGAGUUUUUUUUUAGUUAUUUUUUUGGCCAGUGUGCAGUGGAUUUAUCAGAGUUUGUUUGCUGAAAACAGCUGCCUGCUGCUGCUGGAAACAAGCUUGAUAAGAGAACAGUGAAGUCUGCGCUCUGCAGACUAGAGGACAACUGCAGACUAGGUGACGAUUGUAUGUGGGUUUAUUAUGACAAGCAACAUCUGUCACAUUAGUCAUUUCUUUCAUUGUUAAUAUAAAAAUAUUGAUUGGUGCCACUUUAAAGCCAAUUUGAGUAAAACUGACAACUUUCCCACACUAACCAUAUUAAAAUAUUUCUCCCAAAAUAUCCCUGCUGUGAUUAAUCUGUAAUCAGAAUAUGUGUUUAUAUUAACAUUUAAAGCAUUCAAAAAAUGACGCAAAGUUACAUGAUUUUAUUGUCUUUAUUAGUAUGUAGACAUUUUUAGGAUGUUUACAUUUACUUAAGUAUUCAUUCUAGAAUCUAUGUGUUUGAAUACAUCAUAAAUAGAAUACAUUCUAUUGAUGAUGCAUCAAAGGAUCUCAGUUCAUCACAUUCUAUUGGUUGAUAUCUAGUCAGCAUACAGACAGACCUUACUAAGCUCUGGAUAUCACAGCACAGUGACUUUGUUUUUAAAGUAAUUGUGAUUGAAACAGUUUUGAAAACAUGAUGGCAUCUACAUCCAUACGGACUCAUGAACAUCUGGCCUCUGGGAAAACUCAAGACAAUAACAGCAGCACCAUUGAGCCAGACUACGACUUGAUGGAGGAUUUCAGGGAGCGCCGAAGGAAAAGAAAGGCCAGCGGUGACAGGGAGAAAGCCAAGAAGAGGCACAGGGGUAACUGCAACAGCAAGAAAAACCCCAACACUUGUGAACCUGGCAAUGUGUCCACAGAAGAUGUCAGGGCGAAGCAGAGUAAGAGGAAGGCCAGCCCUGACAGAGAGACACCAAAGAAGAGGCGCAGGGGUAGUUGCAGUGAGCCCAGCAAUGAGUUGAUGGAGGUCAGCUCAAGGGGGGGCGAAAGAAAGGCCAGCACUGACAGAGAGAGCUCUCAAUACUGGUCCUGUCAGGAAACUGCUGCCCCCUCCAGCUCCAGCAAACCCAAUGAAGUGUUGGUGGAAGAUGUCCAGACAGGGCAGAGGAAGAGGAAGGCCAGCACAGACAGAGAGAGCUCCAGAAAGAAAUACAGGUCCUGUCAGGAAACUGCUGCCCCUUCCAGCUGCAGCAAACCCAAAGAAGUGGAGGAUGUCAAGAGGGGGAAGAGGAAGAGAAAGGCCAGCACUGGUAAAGAGACACCCACUAAGAGGCAGAAGGGAUCUAAACUCAAACAGAGCUCCUGCAGAGCUCCAUCUUCACAAGAGGAGAAAGUCCCUGCAGUGAUCACCAACAGAGCUGAUUUUGAAACAAAGUAUAAGCAGCUCGACAAGAUCGGAGAGGGAGGCUUCGGAUCUGUGUAUGCUGGCUACCGUAUAACAGAUUCUUUACCUGUUGCUCUCAAAUACAUUCAAGGACCAGAUGUGGACUAUGAACUUAAAAUGAAUAAGAUCCCUCUAGAAGUGGCCCUGAUGCUGAAAGUUGCAGGUGGACCAGAAUCACUUGGGAAGUGCGCUGCAGUCACCCUCUUGGACUGGUAUUAUCUGGACCAAACGCUAAUCCUGGUCAUGGAAAGACCAGUCCCCUCUAUGGACCUCUCUAAGUACCUCCGGUCCGAGGGAGGCCGUAUGGAAGAACACACGGCAAAGAUCUUCAUGACUCAGUUAGUGGACGCAGCCAGUGAAAUGCUCCGUAAAGGUGUGUUUCACCGAGACAUAAAAAGUGCAAACGUCCUUGUUGAAGUUGAUUCCAGUGUCCCACGUGUCCGCAUAAUCGACUUUGGCUGUAGCUGUUCUGUGCAGAGGGAACCCUACCGUUAUUACUGCGGUACCCUUUCACUUGCCCCCCCAGAGUGGCACAUGAUCAAGAAAUACAAGGCUGGGUCCACUACAGUGUGGCAGCUGGGAGCAAUGCUAUACCGCCUGCUGCAUGGUUAUAGAUUUGACACCAUGAGCUUCGUCACUGACAGGAUUCAACUCAGCAGUGAACUAUCCGAAGACUGCCUUGACUUCUUGGAGCUGUGUCUGGCCAUACGUCCCAAGGAGCGUCCCACCGUGAAGCAGCUAAAGCUCCACCCCUGGCUCCAAUAAUCCCACCCUACACCUAACAACGCCCUCCAUACCCUGUCUACACCUGAAUCCACAACUCUCUCUUGGACGUCUGAGUCACCUCCAUCUUCAUCCUCCUGGUUGCUCUGAUCACUCUACCCACCAUCUUAACUCGGCUCCCCUCCCUUCCUCACCCCACCCUUUUCCUUACCCCCAACCCUACUUUCACCCCUUACCCGAAACCCCAUCUUCACCAUACACCCAUUACCACCUCUUUCCCUUAACGCCCAAUCAAAUCUACCCACAUAUUUGGCCUUAUUAUAUCGGCCUCUUUUAAUAUUGGAGUUAUUCCCAUCAGCAGCUCCUGUACACCCCCAGCCGCCCGAGGAGGGGGGAUCUCUCUUUGAAUUGCCUCUCCCAAGGUUUCUCCCAAAAGCCUAGUUAACCAAUAGAGCUUAUUGAGGAGUUUUUCCUUGUCUUCAUAGAGAGCUUGGGCUGGGUCAGGACUGUUGCUGUUGUGGUUCUGGAAAACUUAUUAAGACUUAAUAUAAUUAUGGGCUUUACAAAUAAAAUGAUUGGAAAUAAUCUCCCAUCUGUAGUCUUGAUUAGUGCUUGAAAAAAUAUGAAUAAGAAUUAUUUACAUCGGUGUUUAUUCUUCAAACAUAAGUUGUUUCCUGGUGAUUAACAUUUGCCAAAUUUAAGUAUUCAUACAAAAAGUAUAAUGGUGCUAGCUAACAACUGGAAAAAGUCAAAUGUUAAAAACUGAAACCACAUUUGUCAACACUUUGAUUAUAUGUGGAGCUUGAAAUGGAGUAACAUUCAAAUUGAUCGCUGCUCAUAUGUUUCGAUUAAAUUGUACAAUGUUGUGAUAAUAGUAGCUUUAAAUGGCAUUUGUAAUCUGACAUAUUUUGUUUACCCUAGGCUACAUUUGUUGUCCUAGAGGUAGUCUGAAUUUUGAAAAAAAAUUAAGCAUUACAACAUUGGUUGAAACACCAGACUUCCCAGUACAAACUGAAAACAUUCCACACAAGAGCACUUACAGAGAGGACAGGUUUCUAUCAGGUGGCAGAUAAGUAUUUUGUACAGAGGGUAUGUCCGUCAACCAUUCACAUGGAGGAAACUGUUAUAAGAGCUUUACUAGUCAGCAUAAUGUACAUUUCCAUUCCAAAUAGAAUCAUAAAAGACUUACCUGCUGCUCAGAGUUUCACUAUUUAACACACAUUACCCUCAUAAUCAAUCAAUAUACAAAAAUGUAUUUCAAUAAUACUUGUAUUGGUUAAAGAAAGGAGUCUACGGGGAGCAGCUUACAAUCAUACACUGUAUAGAAGGCAGGUUUCUCAGGCUUCACAUCUGAAGGAAAAGAAGCUUUAUAUGUAAACUCAUAUGUUUUGCAUAUGAAUUUACAUAUAAACAGUUUUGGGCAGAAAUAAAGGUGCAGUGUGUAGAAUUUUGUGGCAUCUAGUGGAAUAGACUUGGCAAAAACGGAAUAUCAUAUUCAUAAGUAUGUUUUAAUUAGUGUAUAAUUACAUGCAAAGACAAGUUGGCUUCCUGAGGGUUGAGGUUUGUUGCCAGCUCAGUCCAUGUUGGUGGCUCAGAGAGUACUGCUGCAUGCUGAUGAGAAAGCGUAAACUGACUGGAGGAAGCAAGUAACUUGCGGCGCAGCGGACUUUCAGCCUCAGACAAGGAGAGAGACAGUGACCCUUGGAGUGUUUUCCCUCCCUUUCUGCUCAUUGUGAUAUUGACUGCUACCCCUCUUUUAAAUAGUUCAGAAUAUUUUAGAGUAUUGCCACAAGACCCAGAUAUUCCCCUAUGGUUUUAAUAUAUUUUAUACAAAAUAA
Messenger RNA from Thunnus maccoyii (southern bluefin tuna), 5376 nucleotides. Its product is annotated as serine/threonine-protein kinase pim-2-like. Lineage: Eukaryota; Metazoa; Chordata; Actinopteri; Scombriformes; Scombridae. Gene Ontology annotation, biological process: regulation of mitotic cell cycle; protein autophosphorylation; negative regulation of apoptotic process. The transcript is spliced from 10 exons. Gene Ontology annotation, molecular function: ATP binding; protein serine/threonine kinase activity. The record is from RefSeq and is a predicted model, not a curated record. Gene Ontology annotation, cellular component: cytoplasm. The coding region runs from base 2063 to 3580 and encodes 505 amino acids.